Eimeria maxima is the source of this 832-nucleotide messenger RNA. RefSeq lists its product as hypothetical. The transcript has a single exon. The record is from RefSeq and is a predicted model, not a curated record. The annotation marks the transcript as partial. Lineage: Eukaryota; Apicomplexa; Conoidasida; Eucoccidiorida; Eimeriidae.
AUGGAAUUGCUAGAAGAUGCAAUGGAUGUCGCAACUGUAAGUGUAAAGAGACUGAAUUCAUGCAAGGAUGCAGCAGUUAUAGCUGAUGCUUCUCUUGCCAGAAGGGUGUUCAACAAAUCAGGAAUCGCAUCAUCAUACCAGGAGGCCUGGGACCAAGCUGUGGCCGUCUGCGACAGUAGUAUACGUUUCCUGCGGACGUUUGCACAAAAUAUGCAGCAGCGACUGCCGAACCUGCCCUCGCUGAAGCUGGAACAGAUGGUGCUGCUGCCCAACCGAAUUUCCGCUGCAGGGGUUGCAGUCUUAGCUACCGAUUGCUGCGUGUGGGGACAAGACGCAGCAACAAAAGCAGCAACGCAGCUAAAGCUAAUUUGUCUGAAUUUGGACAAGACAGGACGACUGUCCCCUGAAGAAGAAAAUAUCUUGGCGAUGUGGGACGAGCGGCAUAAGGUUGCUCAAGAGGCGCUCAUAUCGAUGCAGGAGCAACUGCAAGUGUUGAAAGAUACAACAGACCCGCUGGACUUCACGUAUAGGGCGACCGGGGCAGCAAGUGCAUUAAAGGGUGCAGCACCCCUUCUGCGGGACCUACUCAAUGGACUGUCAGAAUUCUUGUCCAGCCCAGCGUUCCUUGGUGCCAAACAACAUCGGAAGAAAGAGGCACGUAUGGAGGAUGUGGUUUCCGGUGUGGAGCAGACUAUAGACUUGCCAACUGCGAUGAAACCCAUUGUUGAGGCAGCAGUAGCAACCGAGCAGGAAGUGUUGGAUGUGGGAGGCCAGGUAGAGAUGCAGCUUUCCGGUCUAAAGGACCUCCCAUGGGUGCCUCAGUUGUUGUUGG